Messenger RNA from Protopolystoma xenopodis, 447 nucleotides. NCBI's taxonomy places the organism in Eukaryota, Metazoa, Platyhelminthes, Monogenea, Polystomatidea, Polystomatidae. The record is from the annotation of a GenBank genome assembly.
AUGUAUUACCUUUACCAAUAUUUCCAGUUUAAGUCGCAUAACCGAUUUCGUAAUCGCCGAAUCAACAAAUAUUUUACCAUAAUUCACAUCAUCACCACAAUUGCCAUUAUAUCUGCUAUAAACACCACCUCUAAUCCUUUUCUACCAGGUGCCUCGGGGACCCUGGAUCUCGAGCCAUACGCCAACCCCGGAGUAACUCAACUAACCUGGUCAGCCAACGGACGACCUCUGGAGUUAGAGCCUGGCCUUACGCCUGAGGGUCAUCGUGUGAUUCAGCCUUCCAAUAAUGUAUCCGGUGCCUUCCGUAGCGUUGUACACGGGGGGCGGCUUCUUGUUCUGCACAACAUUCGUCGCCAGCAGACCGGCAAAUAUACGUUGGUGGCCAGAAAUGCCAGAGGAGAAGCCCGGAUCUCUUUCUUCCUAAACGUCACCUGUGAGUCAUACUGA